AUGUACAUGGACGCCCUCACCCUCGCCAUCUCCUACAAGGGCACUCUCAUGGGAUACGUCGCCUCCUCUAACCUGAUUAUGGCCCGAGGGCUUACUCGUCCCCAGUCCACCCUCAAGGGUCUUGCUAUUACGUCCAAGAUGAUGUCACGCUACGUUGGCAACGUGGUCACCGACACUAUUGCCACUGGUUUCGAGGUCAAGCUCGACGGUGUCAACUCGAUCGAGUGGCUGUCGACUGCUGUCAAUGCAGUUCAAGUUGACUGUUCCUCUUCAGUGCCCUUACCCCUGCAGCUCAUCAAAGACAAGAAUCUCUUAUAA
This is a messenger RNA of Linnemannia hyalina, 318 nucleotides long. Lineage: Eukaryota; Fungi; Mortierellomycota; Mortierellomycetes; Mortierellales; Mortierellaceae. The record is from the annotation of a GenBank genome assembly.